CUGGCCUCCUACUCUUUCUCGUGGUUUUUCGUCGCCUCCGUGUUUCCCCUCUUUUUCACGGGCAUCGCAUCCACGGUCAGUGUUAUUCCCCUCCCGCCUCGACGUCACGGGUUUGCCUGUUGGGUGCCUGGAACUCACGCGUCCCUUGGCAAGGCACGAAUUAUAUGGUUCUUCUCUCUGCUCCUCGCCAUCCUGUUGCUCCAUCCGUGUUGCUCCAUCCCCGUGUUGCUACUAUCCCCGCUUUCUGUCUCCCCCGUCUCAUACAACCCAUCUCUCGUUCUUGUGAACGCCGGUUAACACUCGUUCUGAUCAGAUCUGGUGUGAAUCUGCUUAGUCGUCAACAUGGCGUCCCCUACUGCUGCCAAAGACACUGAUCCCGCUGUGAAUCUCCUGCACCAUCCGUACACGCGUGCUGCGUUGCCCUUCAUCAACGGUGGUCUCGCCGGCAUGACGGCCACCGUCGUCAUCCAGCCCAUUGACAUGAUCAAGGUGCGUCUGCAGCUCGCUGGUGAAGGUGUCCGCACCGGUCCUCGUCCCUCUGCCAUUGGCGUGGCCCGCGACAUCAUCGCCUCCGGGAAGGUCCUCGACUUGUACACCGGUCUGUCCGCCGGACUCCUCCGUCAGGCCGUCUACACCACCGCCCGUCUCGGCUUCUUCGACACCUUCAGCAAGGCCCUGAACAAGCGUGCCGAGGCCGCCCACCGUUCCGUCACCUUUGCCGAACGCGCCGGCGCCGGGCUCACUGCCGGUGGCAUCGCCGCCAUGAUUGGCAAUCCGGCUGAUCUGGCGCUCGUGCGGAUGCAGUCCGACGGUCUCAAGCCGGUCCAGGCCCGUGCCAAUUACCGUUCCGUGCUCGACGCCCUGUUCCGUAUCUCCAAGCACGAGGGCAUCGCGGCUCUGUGGGCGGGUGCCUUCCCCACCGUCAUCCGGGCCAUGGCGCUCAACGUCGGCCAGUUGACCUUCUUCGCCGAGUCCAAGGCUCAGCUCAAAGCGCAUACCAGUCUGUCGGCCCAGAACCAGACCUUUGCCGCCUCGGCCAUUGCGGGCUUCUUUGCCAGUUUCCUCUCCUUGCCGUUUGACUUUGUCAAGACUCGGCUGCAGAAGCAGCAGAAGGAUCCCAAGACGGGUCGGCUCCCUUACAAAGGCGUGUUGGAUUGCGCGCGCAAGGUCGUCCAGGAGGAGGGCUGGUUGCGGUUCUAUCGCGGUUUCGGCACUUAUUAUGUGCGGAUCGCUCCCCAUGCGAUGGUGACGCUUAUCGUGGCCGACUACCUCAACUUGAUUACCAAGUAGAUGUUCAGCAUCAACAAAUACGAAUGUGGCAGUGCUUAUCUGUCUACGAAUACGACAAUGACACCAGCAGCGUUGUUGAUCACGCUUUUCCUACUCAUCGGCUGCAUCGAUCGAUGCUGUCGCACUGCCGGACCAGAUGCGUUAAUACCCUGAUUGAAUGGAGCCUGGUGUUAUGUUCUGCUUCUUGUAUUUAUUAUACCCGGUGCUUUA
Molecule: messenger RNA, 1500 nt
Organism: Aspergillus ibericus CBS 121593
Lineage: Eukaryota; Fungi; Ascomycota; Eurotiomycetes; Eurotiales; Aspergillaceae
Product: putative mitochondrial dicarboxylate carrier protein
Exons: 2
Coding region: 343-1290 (315 amino acids)
Biological process (GO): transmembrane transport
Molecular function (GO): oxoglutarate:malate antiporter activity
Source: RefSeq, a predicted model, not a curated record